Molecule: messenger RNA, 1667 nt
Organism: Owenia fusiformis
Lineage: Eukaryota; Metazoa; Annelida; Polychaeta; Sabellida; Oweniidae
Source: the annotation of a GenBank genome assembly
CUGGUUUGUCAAUUUACAAUCUCUAAGCCAAUCAAAAUCGAUGUUACAAUUCAGGCUAAUUGACGCAUGCGCAGUUUAAAAAAGAACAAAUUCUCAAAAUGGAUGAAAAUUGAAAAAUUUCGAAUAUAUUUUUGAUUUAUUAUAUGUUGCAUUAAGCUAUCUUCUUUAUUUUAUGUUAUGAGACAAUGUCUAGAAGCGAUGUAGAUGUUGGUAUCCCAGCGUUGGAGCUGGAGAACAUUGUAACUUCGCAAUCGGAGUCUGAAAUUCAGGCAGCUGGUGAAAGACAACCAGGAAAUGACACAAAUUCAAAGACAAAUGGGAAAGUUAGGAGAAGUGUUACAUUUCCCACAGAUGACCUUAUCGUUGCAAGCUACAUGGAACCACCAAAUCCCUGGAUAAGUGCUGCCACUUGUUCGAAGGAUGAACUGGUCAGUUCAUACAAGAGGUCUUGUGAGGCUCACUGCGUCAAACCAUUCCCCAAACUUGUGACACAGUUGCAGCAAAUCGAUGAAUUCGGCAGAAGAUACAAUUCCCUGAGUCUCAAAGGCGAAAGGCUAGAGCUCAGAGCAGUAGAGUCACUUGAAGAAAUAUUCAGACGUGUACAAUUCAACAUUGUAGAAGUUGAGGCGACACAUUUGGACGAUGAGAGUGCAAUUGCAUUAUUUGAUAUGCUGGAGUAUUACGAGUCUGCAACUCGACUUAAUAUGUCGUUUAACAAGAACAUCGGCCCAAGAGGAUGGCUUGCAUGUUCCAAACUCCUCAAAAAGACACCAUGCAUUGAGUUCCUUGAUGCCCGGAACUGCGUUUUCACUGAACAGACUAUGCCAAUGUUAGGUCGUGCUAUUCGUAUGGGGUCCGCUUUGACGAUCCUCCAUCUUGAGAAUGCGAACUUAUCAGGGAGACCCCUUCUAAUCCUUGUAGCAGCCAUCAAACUUAAUGAAUGUCUCAAGGAACUAUUUCUGGCUGACAAUAGGAUGAUGCCAUCUGAUGGUAUUCAACUUGGCAAUAUGUUGAAGUUUAACCACAAACUCGAGCUAUUGGAUGUUCGCAAUAAUCACCUACAGGAUGUAGGAGUUAGCCAUUUAUGUGAUGGUCUUUAUGAACAGAGUCUAGGCCAAGGCCUGAAAACGCUAGUCCUAUGGAAUAACCAAAUUACCUACCAGGCCAUGCCCUCCUUAGGCAGGGCCCUUAGUUCUACUAAAGGCCUAGAAACAUUAAACCUAGGCCAUAAUAAUGUUACCAAUGAGGGGAUUCAUACACUGAAAGAUGGUCUGCUCAAAAACAAGUCUCUACUCAGGAUUGGCCUGCAGGCUGCUAAGCUGUCUUGUGAAGGUGCAGUUGCUUUAGCUGAAUAUGUAGCUGAUAGCCUAACCUUAGUGAGAUUAGAUCUUCGUGAGAAUGACAUUAAGACAGCCGGAUUAAUGGCAAUUGGUCUGUCAUUAAAGGUCAGCGAAACAAUGCUUAGAGUUGACCUGGAUAAGGAGCCAAAGAGAGAAAGCGGAGUGAAAGAGUAUGCUGAGCAACAGAGGGCGCUACUUGAACAGAUUACGUCAACUUUACAGCGUAAUAAAGAGCUCCAGGAUUCACGAGCGGAACAGAAACGUUUACAAGAGCUUCAAAACAAGGAGCAAGAAAAACUAAACCAGGAGCAAGAAAAACGAAAUCAG